ACCAGAAGUGGGAUGGUUGGAACUGCAACCAUCUGCCAUGGAAGCUGCUUCCACUUACAAUUUUUAGUUUUAUAUUCCUGCAUUCAUUGUUUAAACUGCCCUUCUUGUGGAAUUCAUUCUAUGGAAUGUUUUGGAGCAACUGACUAGUCACCCCUAAUCCUACUGCAUCAGUCAAGCAAACAUGACUGAAUUGAGGCAUUCUUAGCUGAUAUUUGAAGUACCUAAAACAGAUUCCACUCAGGCAUGAGAAAGUAAUGGCUUGGAAUUGUAUGGAGAUGAAACAAUGUGAUUGAUGCGACAAGUAUCAGGCUCAACCAUGGAGCACAUGGCAUUACCCAUGGCAGCCUCAUAUACUCCUGCUCAAGUGCAGCGGAAACUUGAGCAGGGACUGAAGAGCCUGAAGGUGUUGAAUGAAACAAUGGAUCGGAGUCAGCGGGCCACAGAUAGCAUUGUUGGGAUCCUCAACUCCUUUGAGCAGAGAUUGAACCAGCUGGAGAAGGCCAUCCUCCCCAUCUAUCGACAGACAGACAUAGAGAAGACCCUGAUGGAGUUGAAUGGUGUGGUGAAACAUUAUUCUGUGGCAAAUGAUGUCGAGCAACUAGUAAAACAGGGAGUCAUGAGUGGCCCUUCUCUCAAUGGCUACCUUGAAGCACUUGAUAGACUUUGGAGCGCUUGGAAUUACUUCACUGUCAACAAUCCAGAUAGUGCGGAGCUUGAGAAUGUGAAAUUGCUCUUCAAUUUGGGCAUGGAUUCCAUCAAUAAGCACUUCCGGGAGCUUCUGACUAGCAUCAGCAAACCAUUGAUUCCAGUGACAGUAUUGGAUGCUUUGAGCAAUGAGAAUGAGGUUGGAGCAAUUUUGAAGGCAAUGAACUUGGAAAGUGAUUCUGUGAAAGAGCUGAAACAGUUGGCAGCAUGGAUGGCAGAUCACAAUCGUGAUAUGUUCCUAACUGUCUAUGCCAAAGUGAGAGCCAGUCUAGUAGUGAAGACAUUGAAUGCCUUGAAGGAUCAUCAGAGAAAAGGGAGCUUAGGCAUAGAUUCCCGUUCCCCAACUGUACCAACUACUGCCUCACCUGCUCCUCCCAGGCGUUUACGUGCUGAUGCCGGGACUCGACACCUUGUCCUCAACCGCAUUCAGGCUCUGGCUGAGAAGAAAAUGGGAAAAACAUUGGAAGUGACAGGGAAGCAUGGACUUGGAAAGCCUAGAGGCUCUUCUGCAGAUCUAGGAGCUGAGGAUAAAAUCUCAGAAUCAGACAUUGAAGUGUAUCUUAUUUGCUUGUCGGCCUUCAUGUCUCUGUUGGAGGCAGAGAAGAAAGUGGCUAUCAAGAUUUUGCCCUCAUCUCCUCUCUCCAGUCUCAUGCAGACAUUUGAAGUCAUCAUUAGGGAUGCUGUGGAACAUAUGACUACUGAUGGACAGGGACUCUUGAGCAGGUUGAAAAAGGCUGUGCCCAGACAAGAUUUCAACUCAAUCUUUGCUGUAGUGCCAGUGUUGCAACAUUUGCUGACUUUACAGAGGAGAUUUGAUUCUCUCACUUCUGAAUGUUCUGAAGACAGCCAGAGAAAGUUCAAACAUCUCAUGGGAAUGUUCUUUGAAACUGAAUCCCAAUGCCUGGAGGACUUCAUUGAGGCCUUGAAGUUGGAUCAAGAUAAACAGGUUCCUUCUGAUGGAACAGUGCAUCAGCUGACAUCCAACAUUAUGAUGUCUUUGGAACCUCUACGUGAUACUGAUGACACUCUGGGUCACAUUCUCCAAGUAGCCAUCUUAUCUGUUUCUUUCCUUGACAAGCCACUGUAUCAAAAGGCUGUAGGGAGCCUGCCUCUGAACAUCAGCAGGAAGAAGGCUCUUCUUGGAGUCUAUCUCACUCGUGUGGUGGCUGGGCUGAGCAUGGCUCUAAAUAACAAGAGUGAGUCCUACUCAGACACAAGUCUCAAGGCAGUCUUUCGGUUGAACAAUACUCAAUACAUCCUGACGUCCCUCCAGCGUUCAGGACUCCUAGACAUCAUGCGAUGCUACCAGGCUGACUGUGAGGAUCAUCUUCUUGAUCAGAUUGUGGAGCAGAAGAGGAUUUAUUCCCAGGGAUGGAGCAAGGUGUUACACUACAUCACAGGAGCAGACAUUCCACAGGCAAGCUUCACAACUGAGAAAAUGAGAGAAAGGGAUCGUCAGAUGCUCAAAGACAAAUUUCUUGGCUUUAAUCGUGAAGUGGAGGAGAUAGGACGGAUACAGAGACACUAUUCCAUCCCGGAUCCUGAGCUUCGAGAGAGUCUCAAACGAGACAACAAGGAAUUCAUCCUUCCAGCUUACCAAACCUUCUUUGACAGGUAUGCAAGGCUGCCUUUCACCAAGAAUCCUGCCAAGUAUGUGAAGUACAGUCCAGUUGACAUCUCCCAGUUGAUUGAUAACUUCUUUGACAUUGCUGCCUAAUGCAAGCAAUCCAUUCUAUGGGUCCUUUAUGAUGG
Molecule: messenger RNA, 2457 nt
Organism: Darwinula stevensoni
Lineage: Eukaryota; Metazoa; Arthropoda; Ostracoda; Podocopida; Darwinulidae
Source: the annotation of a GenBank genome assembly